AUGGACGAGAUUCGGUCCAUGUCGGACGUUGAAUCCCCUGAUGAACGCGAGAUUGGUCCCUCGUGGAAGGUCGCCAAUCCGGCACCCCUGGCUUUGUUCGCUUUUGGCUUCAUGACGGCCUUCCUACAGGGUGCCACCACCAAGAUCACAGAUGAUCAGCCCACAAAGGACUUUACCGCCUGCUUUGCAAUAUUCUUUGGUGGCCUCAUGCCCUUUAUUGCUGGAAUGUGGGAAAUGUGGAAGAACAACUCAUUUGCAGCCGUGGCCUUCAUGAGCUAUGGUGGCUUCUGGCUGAGCUGGGGCCUCUACAUGAUCCUCAAGUCGGCGAAUGUAUGGACUGGCCAGUCGAGUAACACGCCAAUUCCAGACUACAGCCUGAUCAAGACUCAGGAGAUGAUGCUGAGCCUGUGGGGCAUUAUCACCUUCUGCUUCUUCAUUCAGACCCUGCGCAUCAAUCGCGUGCUCCAGGUGGUGUUCUUCUCGCUCAUGGUUCUCUUCUUCCUGUUGGCCGGCGGCAUCCGCAGCGAGACCUGCAACAAGGUGGCCGGCUGGUGGGGCAUGUGGGUCGCCUUCAUCUGCUUCUACGCAGCCACCGCCAUCCUCACUGUGGACGUCUGGGGACAUGAGUACCUUCCUCUGUGGCAUGUCAAAAUGGCGCCCCCGGCCGCCGCUGUCCAGCGUUCUGUUGGAAGUGUUGCCAGCUCGGCCGAUCGCCCCCAGCAAGACAAGUAA
Messenger RNA from Coccomyxa subellipsoidea C-169, 732 nucleotides. RefSeq lists its product as hypothetical. Lineage: Eukaryota; Viridiplantae; Chlorophyta; Trebouxiophyceae; Coccomyxaceae. The transcript is spliced from 8 exons. Bases 1 to 732 code for a protein of 243 amino acids. Gene Ontology annotation, cellular component: plasma membrane. The record is from RefSeq and is a predicted model, not a curated record. Gene Ontology annotation, molecular function: acetate:proton symporter activity. Gene Ontology annotation, biological process: acetate transmembrane transport; succinate transmembrane transport.